AUCAAUUGAAUCAAAGAAAUCCGAUAGAUAAUUUUCAGAAUGUCGCGAUUCUUAUUAACAAACAUUUUCUUCUUGGCACUUGUUGUCACCUGCGUUUACGCUGAUGGGGGAUGUACUGAAGAAUGUGGAGAAAAUGAACAGUGUAAUACAUGUGGGAAUUUAUGUGAAUUGAACUGUUCUGAUUUAACCAGAGUAAUUUGUCCUGCUAUUUGUAAUCCACCAGCGUGUGCAUGUAAGGACGGAUUCGCCAGAGACAAUUACAGUGGCAAAUGCAUCAACAAGCUCCAAUGCCCUAUGCAUUAAAUGAAAAAUAUAUUUAAAUAUUUCAUUUAUCAUCGUAGAAAAUCAAUUAGCUUAAAUUAAAAUAAUUUGUACUUCUCCAGAUUUGUUACAAUACAGUUUAAACUGUGUAAACAUUUAAGCAACUAAAAUAAAGUUGUUUUGCUCAAAAAUCUAUG
Microplitis demolitor is the source of this 458-nucleotide messenger RNA. Its product is annotated as chymotrypsin inhibitor. The transcript has 3 exons. The record is from RefSeq and is a predicted model, not a curated record. NCBI's taxonomy places the organism in Eukaryota, Metazoa, Arthropoda, Insecta, Hymenoptera, Braconidae. The coding region runs from base 40 to 303 and encodes 87 amino acids.